This is a messenger RNA of Blepharisma stoltei, 636 nucleotides long. Lineage: Eukaryota; Ciliophora; Heterotrichea; Heterotrichida; Blepharismidae. The record is from the annotation of a GenBank genome assembly.
AUGGCAGAGUCUCAUCUUUCUUAUGAAGAAGCAUUAAAUGAGCUUUAUGAUUUGCAAGCCAUGGAAAAUCGCACCAAUGUUAUGAUUUUAUACAAAGACAAAGAAAUUGCUCAAUUAAAAGCUCAGCUUGCAGAUAUAGAAGAUCAGAUAAAGCUGAACAGAUCAAGCUACGCUAAAAAUAAUACCCAAGCUGUAUUGCUUCAUCCAAUGGUUAAUCAAGAAUUUGAAACUAUAAGACAAGAACUGCUUGAAACUCAUGAAAAAGCGUCAUCUUUAUCAAUGGAUAAUUACUUCAAAAAAUUAAGUGAAGCAAAUCCUCCUUCAGCACUUAAUCAGCUAGUAAAAUUUUUAGAAAAAACAAGCGCUGAUGUCACAGGAGAAAUCAGUGAAGAAAAAAUGACGAGUCUUAUUGAAGAAAUUGAAAAAGAAAAAAGCAAUAAUCUGGAAUUGGAAAAAAAGCUGAAGGAUAGCAGAGAGUUAGUAAGCCAUUUGGAGGAAGAAAUUGAGGAUAUGCAAGAUUUAAUAUCUUCGUUGACAAAUAAAAUUGAAGCUGUUGAUGCAGAGUGUGAGGAGCUUAAAAAGUCGAAUCCAAAGUUGAGUGGGAAAUUGGAUGGAAAAAGCAAAAGAAAUAAAUAA